Spinacia oleracea (spinach) is the source of this 1533-nucleotide messenger RNA. RefSeq lists its product as uncharacterized. NCBI's taxonomy places the organism in Eukaryota, Viridiplantae, Streptophyta, Magnoliopsida, Caryophyllales, Amaranthaceae. The transcript is spliced from 5 exons. Bases 163 to 1224 code for a protein of 353 amino acids. The record is from RefSeq and is a predicted model, not a curated record.
UUUUGCAAACCUCGGGGCAUUUCAUGAACAAUGGCGAAAGGUGUAUAUAAUAUAGGCACCUAAAAGCCUUAAACCUCGGCACCUUGCCUUUCCCUCCUUCAAAAACCCCUCAUUGUCUGCCUCCACACUCCUCAUUCCUCAUUCCUCAUAGAGUUGUGAACAAUGGCGAAAGGUGACGACGCAAGAAUCAAGAAGAAGAACAAAGCCAAUAGGAAGAAGCUUGCUAAAGAUCCUACUUCCGUGUCUGCUCGCGUUGCUGCUCUUAUUGCUGCCAAAAAGCGUCGUCAAUCCGGCAAGCGCCGCAACUGUCAGGGCAUGUGCUAUAGUCUUCCCUCACCCGAGGAUCCUUUCAAUGAGAGACAUGGAAAAGAAGAUUUUAGCAGUAGGAAGAUCAAACGUCUGGCUCCUGAGGUAAAGACCAAGCAAACCUUAAAAAAGGAAGCCAAUAAACAGCAGAAAAGAAUGCUUUCUGGUGACCAAGUGAACAUUAAGGAAAAGAAUACAAAGCUAGGCGGAGGAGACUUCCAAGAUUUUACUUCAGGAAAUUCUGGCUGCCCAUCUAAGUUUCUUUGCUCGUGCUUAAACUCCAUAAAGGAUUCUUUGCUUGGUGAUGGUGUGCUUAAUAAGGAACAAGAUAAACCUUUGUUUGUUGACUCAUGGGGAGUUGAAUUUUGGAAGUCUUAUUCCUCUGGAGUUGAUAUUUUGGAAAACAGUGGUUCUAGUCCUUCUGUGCAGCAAAUGGCCUGGAUAGCCUCCACCGCAGCUGACAGCAUUUCACAGAAGGAGAAGGAUGGGAUAUCCUUUACCAGCCCGUUCCUGUUAUAUCUUGUACCAUCACAACAGAAGGCUAAUAAGGUGCGUUCUGUGUGCAAGCCCUUAAAAGCUUUCGGCAUUCACACAGUCAGUUUACAUCCUGGUACUUCAGUGGAGCAUCAAGUUCAAGGCCUACAGAGCUGUGAACCUGAAUUUCUUAUAGCAACACCUGAACGCCUGAGGGAGCUUGUUUUGCUAAAGGCAGUUGAUAUAUCAGGGGUUUCAUUGCUGGUUGUGGAUGGAAUAGACGCUAUAUCUCACUGCCUAGAUGCGGUAAAAAGCAUAAAAAAGUCAAUAUCUGGAAAGCCCUGCACAAUGGCUUUCCAGGGUCACUCUGAUAUAGAGAGGAUUCUCAGGAAACCCUUUGAUACUUUAUCUCUUGAUGGACCAAGAAAGAGUAAAGUUUUCUGAAGUUUCUGAACAAAUUCAUCUGUAGUCGAAGUCAUAGAUUAAAGAUUACUGAAUGCAUCUUGGAUUGGAUAUUGCAAAAACCAUAUCCAACAAGACAUAGAAUGUGCAACAUAGCCAUGGAAGUUGUGAAGCUUGUGAGUUUAUUAUAUCUUGUCUUAGUUAUUGAACCAUCUAGUCUCGGAGUCAAUUCACGUAAUUGAAUUAUUGUUUGGUUAUUUGUAUUCUCUUCAUUUUUGGAAGUACCAGAAUUUCUAUUAACUUGGUUUGGUUUGUUGAUAGAUAUUGGAGUUGAUAUCUCUCUUUCAUAGA